This is a messenger RNA of Poeciliopsis prolifica (blackstripe livebearer), 3420 nucleotides long. It is a transcript of the gene slc7a10a, whose product is annotated as solute carrier family 7 member 10a. Gene Ontology annotation, molecular function: neutral L-amino acid transmembrane transporter activity; L-amino acid transmembrane transporter activity. NCBI's taxonomy places the organism in Eukaryota, Metazoa, Chordata, Actinopteri, Cyprinodontiformes, Poeciliidae. The record is from RefSeq and is a predicted model, not a curated record. Gene Ontology annotation, cellular component: membrane. Gene Ontology annotation, biological process: D-serine transmembrane transport; D-alanine transmembrane transport; amino acid transmembrane transport.
AUGCGCACCUCCUCCUCCCCGUCAUCUGCGCGAUAUUAUAAGUGCGGCCGGCAGCGUAAAACGUGGUUCAGUCUACAGUAUCUGAACCGGACCGAGGGGGAAGAGGAAGACAGAGAGGGAGCGAUGGAUGACAAAAAGAAAAGGAAGAAGGAUGAAAACGUCAAAAGUGAUGACAAAGUCACGCUGAAGAAGGAAAUCGGACUCCUGAGCGCCUGCGCUAUUAUCAUCGGGAACAUCAUUGGCUCGGGGAUCUUCAUCUCGCCUAAAGGAGUGCUGGAGCAUGCAGGCUCGGUGGGACUGUCGCUCAUCGUCUGGGUUUGCGGAGGAGGGAUCUGCGCUCUUGGGUCGUUGUGCUACGCUGAACUCGGUGUCACAAUCCCAAAGUCUGGAGGAGACUAUUCGUAUGUGACUGAGAUCUUUGGAGGGCUUGUAGGCUUCCUGUUGUUAUGGAGUGCUGUUCUCAUCAUGUAUCCAACUACGCUGGCGGUCAUUGCCCUCACCUUCUCCAAUUACGUCUUGCAGCCAGCCUUCCAGAACUGCUUGCCUCCGUUCAUCGCCACCAGACUGCUUGCCACCAUCUGUGUCUUGUUCCUGACCUGGGUGAAUUGCUCCAGUGUCCGCUGGGCGACGAGGAUUCAGGAUAUUUUCACUGUAGGAAAACUUCUGGCUCUAGUGCUCAUCAUCGUGGUUGGACUCGUCCAGAUCUUUAGAGGUCACUACGACGCCCUGCGGCCCAGCGUGGCCUUUGAAUUCAGCCAGGACCCAUCAUUUGGACAGAUAGCUCUGGCCUUCCUGCAGGCUUCCUUCGCUUACAGUGGCUGGAACUUCCUUAACUACGUUACGGAGGAAGUCGUGGAACCACGCAAGAACCUGCCUCUUGCCAUCUACAUCUCCAUCCCACUGGUGACCCUGGUGUACACCAUGACCAACAUUGCCUACUUCACCUCCAUGACUCCAGAGGAGUUGCUCGCCUCCAACGCUGUAGCAGUGACGUUUGGGGAAAAGCUGCUGGGCAUAUUUUCCUGGGUGAUGCCCAUCUCAGUGGCGCUGUCCACGUUCGGAGGCAUCAACGGCUAUUUAUUCACCUCCUCCAGAUUGUGUUUCUCUGGAGCCAGAGAGGGUCACCUGCCGUACCUGCUGGCCAUGAUCCAUCUGAAAAACUGCACACCGAUCCCCGCCCUGCUUGUCUGUUGUAUCGCCACGGUACUCAUCUUGUGUAUCGGAGAGACGCACAACCUGAUCAACUACGUGUCCUUCAUCAACUUCCUGUCCUAUGGGGUGACCAUUGCUGGCCUGCUCUACCUGCGCAAGAAGAGGCCCAACCUGGCCAGACCCAUUAAGGUGAACCUGUUGGUUCCCAUCACCUACCUGAUUUUCUGGGCCCUGUUGCUGUUCUGCAGUCUGUACUCUGAGCCGGUGGUGUGCGGCCUGGGGAUGGUCAUCAUGCUGACCGGCGUCCCAGUUUACUUUGUGGGAGUUCAUUGGAAAGAAAAGCCCAAGUGGAUUUAUAUACUGCUGGAAAGAGUGACAUACAUGGGCCAGAAGCUGUGCUACGUCGUGUUUCCACAGGAAGACUCUUCAGAGACGGAACCCCUCACUGCCAAAGCCAUCGACUGAACAGCAACAAUGUUUGUUUUUUUUGUUUUUGUUUUGCAUUCGCGCCUGCACUUUCAGUUUUUCUUGUGUAGGUUUUCCAAUUUUGUGCUCUGUGAGUUGUGAAGAAUCACCGCCAUGUACUUUCUUGUACAUCUUCCCGAAUGCAGGUGGCAUUUAGAAACACUUAAAAGAAAAAAAAAGAAGAGAGAAACUUUUCAGAUGAAUAUGCAAGCAGUUUCUGCACUUAGCCAUAUUUUUAUCUCUACUUCUUUGUCCAGUGCCGUUUCACUAAUUAUUCUUGAUCCUCUCUGCUCAGCUGUAAUUUCUUAAUUUUUUCACAAUACAUCAAUUACUUUAUCCUCUUAUUUGUCAGAAAUAUACUGAGAGAUGCCAUAUGUGCCUUGUCGGUGUUGAUUGUUUUGAAUUGUAUUUUUCUCUCCUAGCAAGAAAACUACAAACUGAGAGAGACGUGAGAAUGGCGAGAAGCUUCAGUUGAACUGGAUAAAUGAAUUGUUUCAUGUCUGAGGUUGGCACCUGACAGGGUCUUCAGGUUUUCCAGAUUUAGCGGUGGACUCUUUAGAGGUGCUCACCCGGCCAAGGUGUUAUCGCUAUAGAAUUUCUUGUUACCGUAUAGUAACACUUGUUACACUUCCUGCUUGCACCAUAGCACAUUAGGGCAUUUAUUGAUAGACAAAACAGGAGAGUGGCAAAUUUCUGGCAAACAUUUUGGAAAUAUAGAGGUUAAUCUCUUAAAUUUUCGAUUAAAGAAAUUAGAAAUUUGAGUUUCAAAAGUCAACAAAACUACAAAUAAAAAUGUAUUUUUCUUGAAUUUUUUUUCAGAGAUUAAUUUAAAAAUUUCCGAGUUUCUUGAAAAUUUUGUCUAUGUACGAUAGCCCUUUCAUGCUGUCGCACUGCUCCCAUUUCACUAACAUUGAUUGUCCCCUUGUGGCCCACAGCUCGUCCAGCCAGUUGACUUUUUAUAAACCUGCCAACUAACUUAAGGUACUGAUGACAUUUUACGCUUGUACAGAUUUUAGUCCUGUUAACGUACUAAAGCUUACUUGAAUUUGUGUCGUCAAAUUUUUGCAUCAUACUGUCACAGGAUAGCGCAGGUGAAGUGUUUGAAGAGAUGGUCUCCUUUCUUCUGGGGGUGAAGUUUUUGUAGAUUUCUCAAACCAACUCUGUAUGAAACGUUCUGCGGUUAUAAGAGACAUUUAGAUUUGUCGCCAAUUUCUCAGCCACAUAAUGUUCUAGAAUCGCUAAAAUUUUCAUCUCAUUAGAUAGCCUCAGGACUUUUCUACAAACUAACUGCGAUGUCGCCGCUUUAUUAUUAUUUUUUGGACGGGAACUUCUGCUGACAAAAACUUCAAAAAACCUCUGCACAAGGAUGUCAAACUAUUCCUUUAAAUUGUUUGGGGACCUGACCGCCAACAUAAUUCUGCAGCAUUACCUUUUUAAAAGAACUGUAACUUACUGAGGAGAUAUUGUUUUGUUUCCUAGAAAGACAACAAUAAGCUUGUGGUGCUUUUUCUAGUAUUCUGGUAACUGGGCAUUUUAAAAAGAGAGACUCCUUAAACCUAAAACAGGUCUGUUUUGCCAUGUUCAGGCAGUAGACGUUGCAGUUUGUAAAUACUGUGUAAAAAAGAAAAAAAAAAGGUGCCAUGGACUCCUGCAAAGACUACAUUCCUCAGAUGUGCCGUGAUGUCUUCACACACUACAUAACGGAUGUGUGUACCCUCGAGUUUGUAAAAAAGAAAAAAAGUGUAAAGUUGUACAAUGAUAACAAUGGAAAGUGUUAUUAAAUAUAGCAGCUUAUUAAAUGCA